AUGAAGAUGGAAGAUCAGUCUAGUCCUAAGGACGAGGAUAUCCUCAGCCAAACACAAGAUCCGUUGGAAAGAAGGAGAUUGCAGAACCGCCUUUCUCAAAGAAACCACCGUCGCAAGAUUAGAGAGCGCAUUGCAAAGCUUCAAGAGCGCGUCAUCGCCAACGAACUCAGAGCGGCAGCUUCUCUCAACGGAUGGGACCAGGCGUAUAAUCCUUCACUUUUUCCAAGGUCGCACUCGGCUUCCUCAGAGAACGAACUCGGGUUUACCUUGCGAGAUGUCUCCCCUCUAAUCCCAGACCAGUGUUCUUCAUUCAUGCCGUCAUACCCCCUAUUCUCGCACUCGUGGCCAAACGACUUCAAUACAUUCCCACAAAAUGGGUAUCCGGCCGACCUCUCCCAAUUUACUGGAGUCAGUGAAACAAGUCCGAUAUCUCCUAUCACGAGCGCUCCAUCUCAACAAAACCACAGCAUGUCACCGUCAAACUCUGGUAUCGGCGGCGAGACAUACCGAGAAAUGAUAGGAACCCCAGAGACCGUGAUACCAGACUCCUUGUCUACAUCAGCGCCCAAUCAGCCGCUGUACUACGUUGCGACUGAAGCUGCAUUGCCUCAAAUCAUCCAGGUCAUCAACACCAUGUCUCCCGAAUACAAAGUGAUCGUUCUGGUUCCUCCAGAGUCACCGGCAUCGGCUUCCAUACCUUCGUUCCCGUCACCGACCUCUCCCUAUGGUGCUGGUUCUGGUCAUAACGGGUCGGAUCAUGGUCCUGCAGUACAGCAGCUUAACUCACAAAAUAUGAGCUGUCCGUGCUAUCCUCACAAUAUCCACUCUGUGCCUCCUGCGCAGUCCACUUCAAUGCUAUGGAUGGGCGGGGGCUUAUAUGCGCAAUCGUGUCCUUUGCAUAAGGUGGCGAAUCCAGUGCCCCAGAGGGGAGCUUUUCCUAUUAGGAUGCUGUGA
Molecule: messenger RNA, 954 nt
Organism: Penicillium concentricum
Lineage: Eukaryota; Fungi; Ascomycota; Eurotiomycetes; Eurotiales; Aspergillaceae
Gene: xanC
Product: transcription factor xanC
Exons: 3
Coding region: 1-954 (317 amino acids)
Biological process (GO): regulation of DNA-templated transcription
Molecular function (GO): DNA-binding transcription factor activity
Source: RefSeq, a predicted model, not a curated record